UAUGAUAUAUUUCCUUAAGAAUUAAGAUGCCUUUGAAGAAAUCAAUUUUCUCAUCCAUGCAUGUAGUUGAAUCACAUUUUCAUCACGUUUUAAACAUUCCACUGCCAAACCAUUUUCUUCUCCUCAAUUUGAUUUAGGUUUGACCAGAUUAGGAGGUUCUUUUGUUCAUUGAAUUGUUUAGUGUUAAAAAGUGGGUGGGUUGCUUAAAAUUUUGUUACUUUUUACAACUCCACCAGUUAAGUUCUUGGGUUGAUGAUACCUUGCUUAGGGUUGUACAUUGCCAUAUCUUUUUUUUAGGUAUGGGGCAUUUGAUGUCCAUAACUUCUUUAGAUGCCUGACCAUGUGGAUCCUGUGGAUAAUAUAUUAAAAUUCUCUCGGAGACAUGCAAUUUUUGGUGGAAUACUAGAUUAUUUGAGGCGUUUUUCUUACGUGGUCAGUUCAGCAUUUGGUCAGUCAAUUGAAUUACUAAGUCCGACUCAUAAUAGUUCUUUUGAAGCAAUGGAUUCAGUCGGUCCUAUAGAUAUCAGCUCGACGGACAGCGAUUCGGAUUUAAGGGAAAUAGAUAAUUAUAGAGACGAAUCUCCGGAGAGGGACACACUCUCUUCUAUGAAUUCCAGGAUUCUUCCAUCUUGGGCAUCUUCAACUCAUUCUACAGGUCAAACUGGCCUUUCUCGCAAAGACCCUUCUUCUUCCAAGAGACCAAAUGUUAAUAACGGAAUUUCACCAAGACCCCAUAAGCGAUUGAAUAUUGCGGAGACUGCUGGAGUUUCAAAUACCAGGACGGAUGAAAAUGUUUAUAAGAAAACUAGUUCAAAUGGUUCUGGUAGAUAUGUUACAACUCAUGAAAUGCAUUCUUCUCAUCAACCAUUGAAGAGGGCCCUCCCUCCAUCACUCCAGCCUUCUACCUCUAAUUUCCGACCGAACAACCUGCUCGAAAAUGUUGGUCCAAGUGAAAUUCGUGAUCCAUAUGGAAAAUCUCACGAAUCCUCAGCAUGGUCAAAUUCUUCUAAUGGAAACAACUCGAUGAAAGAAAAUUUUAUCUCGGGCAGUGGGAAUGAUUCGUCAUUGUAUGAAAAAAGAGGAAAUAGACUACUGCCUCCUUCUAUGAUGCCUGGAAAACAUUCUUCAUCCACUCCAUAUAGUGGUUCAAACGAUUCCUUCCAUCAUACAGGGGUAGGUGAAGAAAGGCCUGCAGGAGCUGAUGAGAGAUUUGUUUUUCAAGCAGCUGUUCAGGAUCUUCAUCAACCCAAGGUCGAAGCUCGAUUACCUGAAGGUCUCUUGUCAGUUUCUCUUCUUAGACACCAGAAAAUUGCUUUGGCAUGGAUGCUCAAUAAGGAAUCAUCUGGUUUAUGUUUGGGGGGGAUUCUGGCUGAUGACCAGGGCCUUGGUAAGACUGUAUCAAUGAUUGCCCUCAUGCAGAUGCAAAAGGUUUUGGAGGCAAAAUCUAAACCUAAAGACUCGCCUAAUACAGUAAUUGAGGCCUUGAACUUGGAUGAUGAUGAUGGAAGUAGUGGUUGUGUUGCAGUUGGUGAUGCAAACCAGCAGAUUAAAGAAUCUGAUGAUUUUGCAAUUAAUACAAUUAAGGAUUUCCGAAGCAGGAGGCCCACAGCGGGUACGUUGAUUGUUUGCCCAGCUAGUGUUCUUCGACAGUGGGCUAGGGAGCUCGAUGAGAAAGUAACAAAAGAAGCUAGAAUUUCUACUCUAAUUUAUCAUGGAGGCAGCCGUACUAAGGAUGCUGCUAAAUUGGCAAGAUAUGAUGCAGUUUUAACGACAUAUGCUAUUGUGGCAAAUGAAGUUCCAAAGCAACCCUUGGUUGACGAGGAUGGUACUGAACAGAAAGAUGGAGACCAAUUUGGAUUAUCUUCUGCAUUUUCCAUGGAGAAGAAACGGAAAAAGUCAUCAGUUAAUAACAAGUCCAAGAAGGGUAAAAAAGAAAUUGACAUGUCUGCUUUUGAUAGUAAUUGUGGUACGCUGGCAAGGGUGAAAUGGUCAAGGGUUAUUCUGGAUGAAUCUCAAACAAUAAAGAAUCACAGAACACAAGUGGCUAGAGCCUGUUGCAGCCUUAGAGCAAAACGAAGAUGGUGCUUAUCUGGAACACCGAUACAAAAUUCUAUAGAUGAAUUAUUCAGCUACUUCAGAUUUUUGAGGUAUGAUCCAUAUGAUAAGUACAAAACAUUUGGCUCCUCAAUCAAGGCCCUAAUCUCGAGAGACUCGGUGAAAGGUUAUAAGAAGCUCCAAGUUGUCUUGAGGAAUAUCAUGUUGCGUCGAACAAAAGGUACACUGCUUGACGGUGAGCCUAUAAUCAACCUGCCUCCCAAAAGAGUACAUUUGACAAGGGUGGAGUUCUCUUUAGAAGAACGAGCUUUCUAUAGUAAACUUGAAGCAGAUUCACGCAAGCAAUUCAAGGCUUAUGCUGCUGCUGGUACAGUUAAUCAAAAUUAUGCAAAUAUUCUGUUGAUGCUUCUGCGUCUUCGGCAAGCUUGUGACCACCCGUUACUUGUCAAAGGGCUCAGCUCGGACCCUGUUGGAAAAGUUUCCUCUCAGAUGGCCCAAAUGCUCCCCAGGGAACUCCUUGUCAAUUUAUUAAAGCAAUUGGAAACUUCAUUGGCAAUAUGUCUUGUAUGCAGAGAUCCUCCAGAAAAUGCAGUCGUCACAAUGUGCGGACACGUUUUCUGUUAUCAAUGUGUCGCGGAUCAUUUGACAGGGGAAGACAAUACAUGUCCUGCCCCUGAAUGCAAAGAACAACUUGGUGCCGACGUUGUAUAUUCCAGAUCUACCUUACUGAGAUGCAUGUCUGAUGAUAUUGAUGGUGAUACGGCUGCUCCCUAUGAACUGUCUGAUAAAUCUACAGUCUUACAACGUGACUACAUAUCCUCAAAAAUCAAGUCCGCUCUCGAAAUUAUCAAGACGCAUUGCAUAUCAAAAAGUCUGAGUUCCGAGUCAUGUGAUUUGGUCAAAUAUGAUGGGGAUGCUUCAUCUUCAGCUGGUCCUUGUUUAAAUUCUGAGAAUAAAGAACCUGAAAAGGCUAUUGUUUUUUCACAAUGGACUAGCAUGUUGGACUUGGUGGAGAUGUCACUUAAGAAUUCACGUAUCCGUUACCGGAGGCUUGAUGGUACUAUGUCAAUAGCUGCUCGAGACAAGGCUGUCAAAGAUUUUAACACUGAUCCUGAGGUAGAUGUGAUGUUAAUGUCCCUAAAAGCUGGAAACCUGGGUCUGAAUAUGGUUGCUGCAUGUCGUGUAAUACUUCUGGAUCUAUGGUGGAACCCAACUACGGAAGAUCAAGCUGUUGAUCGAGCUCACAGAAUAGGACAGACACGUCCUGUUACUGUAUCAAGGUUAACCAUCAAGGACACUGUUGAAGAUCGAAUCUUGGCCCUUCAGGAAGACAAGAGGAAAAUGGUGGCAUCUGCUUUUGGUGAAGAUCCAAGUGGUGGCCAUGUCACUCGCCUCACAAUGGAAGAUAUCAGAUUUUUAUUUGAAGGCUCUGAUGCAAGAAGACAUUGAAGAACGCACUUUAAUCUGGGGGGCAAAUUCUCACUUGAUGAAUUUUAUCAACUUAACUGUACUAGUACCUUUUUGUUGCUGGCAAUGGCCAAUUUUCGCCCCUCGUAUUGCAAAAAUGUAACUCUUAAAUGCUCGUACAUAUUUAUUAUUGUAAGUGAAAAUGUAUAUGGAAAUUUUUGUUAGCAGACUGUAACGAUGAUGUUUUAAAGUAGGAGAUAUCCUAGUUUUGAACGUCUUGGCGGAGCUCAAUCUUCACUGUUUU
Molecule: messenger RNA, 3766 nt
Organism: Erythranthe guttata (spotted monkey flower)
Lineage: Eukaryota; Viridiplantae; Streptophyta; Magnoliopsida; Lamiales; Phrymaceae
Source: RefSeq, a predicted model, not a curated record